Molecule: messenger RNA, 1881 nt
Organism: Ogataea philodendri
Lineage: Eukaryota; Fungi; Ascomycota; Pichiomycetes; Pichiales; Pichiaceae
Exons: 1
Coding region: 1-1881 (626 amino acids)
Biological process (GO): vesicle-mediated transport; intracellular protein transport
Cellular component (GO): membrane coat
Molecular function (GO): clathrin binding
Source: RefSeq, a predicted model, not a curated record
AUGGGGUCUUCGAAGCUUUACGCGCGCUUAAGAGCCGCCGAGAUCCAAAACGAGCUCCGGGAAAGCGAGAGGAAGUCGCGAUCCAGCGUUCUGCGCAAAACGGCGCUUAAGAAGAUCGUCGCCAACAUGACUAUGGGCAAUAACGAGAUGGUGGUGUUAGCUGGCGAGGUAUUGGCCCUGUUGACCGAUUUGGGCCAGGACUUGGAGGUCAAGCGGCUCGUUUACUUGUAUUUUGCCACAUACUACCAACAGCGGCCAAACGAGUGUCUGAAGUUGCUCCCGUUCCUGGACAAGGACUCGCGGAGCCCGUCUUCUAUUCUCCGCUCCCUGAGCAUCCGGACGAUCGCCUCAAUUCCCCUGCCCGAGUACGUGGCCCGCGCAAGCACCUGGGUCGGCGAGUCCAUGUUCGACAAGGACGCGUCUGUGCGCAAGACAGGAGCCUACGCCGUUUCACGGAUCUAUCCGCACGCUUCAGAGCCGACUAAGAAACAGCUCUUGCAGGACCUCAACCGACUGCUGCACGAUCCGUCGAUCUUCGUCAUCGCCGCCGCCGUCGACUGUCUGUAUGAUCUCGUGGAUAACCAGGAGGGGCUCCAGCUGUCGAUCGACCGCAACAACUGUUUCCGCAUAGUGGACCAACUGCCGAACUGCGACGAAUGGAGCCAGAUAAGUUUGCUCAACUCCAUCAUGGCGUUUGUUCCGCAAACUGAGGAUGAUGCUGUCUUGCUUGUGGAGAAAUGCAUCCCGCUACUGCAGCACGGCAACUCCAGCGUCGUUCUCAACGCUCUCAAGGUGAUUGUGUAUUUGAGCAACUACAUCCGCAAUUUCGUGGACGUUCUGCCGGUGAUCCCCAAACGGGUUUCCGGGUGCAUUUCGAACCUCAUGUCCAAGCCCGCAGAGAUCCAGUUCCUCACCAUGCGGAACGUGAUUCUGUUGCUGCUCGACAAGGCAGAGAUGCUCAAUCUUUCUGUUUCGAUGUUUUUUUGCCAGUUUGACGACCCGGUGUACAUCAAGGACACGAAACUGGAACUGAUCUUUUUGCUGGCCAACGAGAGAAAUAUUGACGUGGUGCUGCACGAGCUUGAGGAGUACGCCUUGGAGAUCGACGACCAGAUGGUGCGCAAGAGCAUCCGUGCAAUCGGAAACCUUGCCAUCAAGAUCCCUGCUGUGGCCGACCGGUCGGUCGACAUGCUUGCGGACCUGCUUGCUUCUUCGCUUCCGCACAUCGUCCAGGAAACUGCCGUCAUUCUCAAAGACAUUCUGCGUAAAUAUCCGGGGAGAUAUUACCAUUUGAUCGAGGCAUUGGUUGCAAACGUGGAUUUGUUAACUGACUCCGACUCCCGCGGGUCUAUUUUCUGGAUCCUGGGAGAAUAUAGCACCUCGAUCGCCAACUCGGCAGAUAUCCUUACGUCGCUGUACCAGUCGUUCGAUUCGGAGUCGACACAGGUCCAACUUACCGCUCUCACAGCAAUUAUAAAGACGUAUCUGGGCUCACCGUCGAAAAAGACCGAGACCUUGGUGUUGGACGUGCUGCGCAAGACCACACAGGACGUGGACGAGCCCGAUCUGCGCGAGCGUGGGUUCUUCUACUGGAGACUGCUCUCGUCGCACCAGAACAUCAAGGACAUUGUCAAGCCUGCGCUGCCAAUCAUAGAAACUUCCAGCGACAAGUUGCCGGCCGAGGUGCUGGAGGAGCUGGAGCUCAACAUUGGAUCGCUGGCCUCUAUUUAUCUGCGGCCGACACAGCAGGUGUUCCGCCUGGCCAAACCUAAACGGCUGCCUGUAUCGCCUGCGCUCGCGCGCACCGAGUCGCGCGCCUCAUCGCAGCCGUUCUCCGAGGCCCCUUCCAGAGCAACCUCGUCUACGUCUGUUUAUAAAUGA